UAUGCAGAGGCUGGAGGCCUUCGUUGCUAGCGCUGACUGCGCUCCUUCCAAGCCUCUCAAGCAUAAACCUGGUGUGAUGUGUCUCAGAAGCUCUUGUGCCGCGUCAUGGAAGAUGGUGCAAUAGACAUUAGAAGCGCACUCCUGUCUUAUGUAUUUUCAGUCGCGACUGCUGUGGCUUGCGGAGUGUCAUUUCCAUUUAGGAGACGUGUUCCGAUCCUCCGUCCGCUGCCAGCCGAAUUUGAGUAUAUACAAGCUUGCCGUCAGCACAACUCUGUGCAAACGAACAAACAUCAGCUCUCAUACCUGGACCGCGAAAGACGUUAUAAUGCACGAGUAAUGCCGAAGACAUGGGAGCUCUGCAGCGACCGCAUUCUCCACCGCAUUUCCACGGAUUCCUAGAGUACCGGUAGGCCACGCGUAGAUGCGGUGAACCGAUGACAAGAGCUAGGCAACAACUGCACGUAUCGGGCAGGUAA
This is a messenger RNA of Didymella exigua CBS 183.55, 476 nucleotides long. RefSeq lists its product as uncharacterized. Lineage: Eukaryota; Fungi; Ascomycota; Dothideomycetes; Pleosporales; Didymellaceae. The record is from RefSeq and is a predicted model, not a curated record. The transcript has a single exon. The coding region runs from base 106 to 399 and encodes 97 amino acids.